This is a messenger RNA of Eleginops maclovinus (Patagonian blennie), 2982 nucleotides long. It is a transcript of the gene cacfd1, whose product is annotated as calcium channel flower domain containing 1. Gene Ontology annotation, cellular component: membrane. The record is from RefSeq and is a predicted model, not a curated record. Bases 443 to 952 code for a protein of 169 amino acids. Lineage: Eukaryota; Metazoa; Chordata; Actinopteri; Perciformes; Eleginopidae. Gene Ontology annotation, biological process: vesicle-mediated transport. The transcript is spliced from 5 exons.
UGCACCGUUCUUAUCGGCUGAGUAGCCAGGGGGAACAACGGAGCUGCUAACUGAACCCAAACAAAACGAGGGGAUUGUUAUAAGCUUUUUAAAGAGACUUUGGGGAAGCUUUGCUCAUUUAUCUGAUUACUAAAGGAAAUUUAAUACGGAUUCUGUUUUGAUAUCCACUGCUAGCGGCAGCUGGUGGCUCUGCUGUUAGCAUCAGCUAGCCGGUUAGCUGGUACCAACUGACUUUGUUGAACAAACAAAGGAAAAAACGAAUUAAAUAUACUUUACAUUUUGGAUUGUAUACAGCAGUGCUGAAAGGGAGCGCUUUGCAGUACUAAACGAGUCCGCAGUUAGUUUUUGUUAUACUUGCUCACUUAAUUAAGCUAGGUUCAUAGAGGCUUCACAUCUGUAAAUACGGUUUAGCUUUUUUGGCUGACAUCGAUAUAAAAACACAAUGAACACCGAGGAGAAGGCAGCAGCCCCCACUGCACCCGCUCCGGAGGAUGAUGGCAUGACAUGGUGGUACCGAUGGCUCUGCAAAAUAGCUGGAGUUUUGGGAGGAGUAUCCUGUGCCGUGUCAGGAGUGUGGAACUGUGUCACUGUAAACCCUUUAAACAUUGCUGCUGGAGUAUGGAUGGUGUUGACUGCCUUUGUGCUGUUCCUGUGUGAAGUCCCAUUCUGCUGCCAGUUCAUAGAGUUUGCUAAUGCAGUAGCAGCUCGUGCAGACAAAUUCAAACCUUGGCAGAAAGCCUUCUUCUACUGUGGGUUGGCUCUGUUUCCCAUAUUCUUGAGUUUCUCCCUCACAACCUUGUUUGGAAAUGCCAUCGCCUUUGCUACUGGAGUUCUGUACGGCCUAGCCUCUUUGGGCAAAAAAGGAGACGCAGUGUCUUAUGCCAGACUGCAGCAUCAGAAAAUGGGGGAUGAAGAGAAGAUGACAGAAAAGGCAAGCGGGGCUCCAGAGUGAGACAUCUGCCACCACCUUUCUUUAGUCCUUACUGCCUUCCAUCCAUACAACGUCCUCUUCCAUGCUCCUCUGCUUGUUCCCAUUUCUGUCCCUCCAUACUUAUGGUACUGACUUUAUUUAUUUACUUAAACUGCUGUAUUCUUGUCGUCCUGACCUGAAAGUAUCCUAACAGAUUGAUGUUUGGUUAAGUCCAGUAUUUGCUACCUGGCGUGUAAAUGGGAUCUCUCAUUGUGACUCGACACCUUAGAUUGUAUGUUUUGAUUGUAUGGUUUUUAAGAGUUAUUAUCUUCUCCUGGGUUGUUUAUAUUAUUGGUUACCCUUUGUUGUUUUUUGUUGCCGUUUACCCUUUUUCUGCAGGAAAAUUGUGAGGUACACCUUUUAAGCCCAAGAGCCUUUCAGAAAAUCCCAAUAGGAAUUAAUGUGAUUGUAAAAUGUAGAUAAUUGACUUCAGGUUAUUCGGUUUGCUUUUCAGUUUGCUUAUAGAGAGUGGAUAAAGAUAAUUCAUGGGGUUCAGACUUGUUCUGGCAGCACACACACCCACAUAUCAACAUCAGCUCUUUUGUAGCUCUAACUUCAUUAUCAUUGCAAAGGGUUAGGCAGCCGAGUUUCCAAAGAGUUUAAUGUGAACUCUGCAAUUUAUUUAAAAAAUGUAUUAUCAAGAAGUGAAUGUACUGAAAAUGAACAUUUGAAUCCGAGGACUUGUUAUUAAAUUGUGAUAUAUUUGUAUUGAAAGAAAUGCUUUAAAAAAUAAUUUAGACUUCAAUUCACUAACCCAGAUCUUUAAAUUCCGUCAAGUGUUUCCUUUAGUUUUUGCCUGUAGUUUAUCCAAUUGUACCUUCAUUAGACUUAUUUUACAUAAAUCAAAUUUGUAAGUAUUACAAUAUUACUUCCCAAUACAAAAACAAAAGUCUAAUUUGCCACCUGAAUGCAUUUCCAAACAUAUAUAGGCAUUAGGGAUAUUUUUUGCAUUGGAGAAUGUAUCUGGUAUACCCAAAGAUAAAGAAAAUGAUUACUUUCGUAUAUAUUUUCGUCAGUUGUAUUUGGCUCAGCACAGACAUUCCUGCACUAAACCUUUGGAGGGAGUUAAUACAAAAUGUUCAGUGCAUGUGUCAGCUUGUUUUCUUAUAUUUCCUCAUGAAGAAGCAGCUGCUAUCAAAGUUGUGGCUGCAGAUUUCGUGGUACAUUUUGUAAUGGAAAAAGUGGAAUGUGCACUAGUUUUAUUUUCAUUUUAAAACAUUGUUGCUAUUGAAUAUGCUGUUUCUUUUUAAAUGAGGAGUCUUAAUUAGUACACAUCACCAAAACCCAUAAAAUAUUCCCUGAGGGGAAUGGAUCUUUAUUCAGGGACUUAUUGGUCUGUAUCCCACACUGUCACCAGAGCCAUGGUUUGCCUUUUGUCACUCAAAUGAGGUCUGCAGUGUUCAGCAUUGUACAAUUUGUGUUUGUGUUGUUCUGUUGCUUUUCCUCUGUUGUGUCAUAAUAACAAGGAUGUUUUGGGAAUAACUGUUUACCCGUACCUCCUACAGCUUUUUCUAUCCUAAGUCUUUGACUGGCUGCUCAGUGACUGAGUGGAUUAUUCACACAUUACCACCAGCUCUCAGGUGUCAUACUUCACAAUGCACAGCGUACAGAUACAAUAUAAUUUAUGCAUAAGUGGAUGGUAACUAGCAUAAGCAUUACACUAGAACUACGAAAUGACUAUACAAUUUGAGCCAAUGAAAAAACAUUUGUGUUGCACAAAACUUGCACAUGUGAUUAAACACUACACACACACCAGCAGUAUUACAGUCUGACACUAUACUCUCUUACACUACAGUUCUAGGAUGCAAAAUAAAAAACACUACUUCCUCGUCCACAGCCAUUCAUCCGGUUUUAUUGUUUUUGCAGUGACAUGCAUCAAAGAAUCCCUUGAUUUGAUUUAUUUUACAUUGAGUGCAUAUUGUUUGCUGUAAGGGAUAUGUGUAUAAUGAGUGUUGUGAUGUGAAUCAUUAUCCUGUUCUCAAUUAGGAAAUUAAACACACUUGCUACUACUA